Molecule: messenger RNA, 813 nt
Organism: Erythranthe guttata (spotted monkey flower)
Lineage: Eukaryota; Viridiplantae; Streptophyta; Magnoliopsida; Lamiales; Phrymaceae
Source: RefSeq, a predicted model, not a curated record
AUGAAUGCCCCAGUAAGACGCAGUCCUUUCACCAUGGACAUUCUCAACGAGGUUUUACCUCAAGGAGUGAAGAUCUCAGGGUUACCUCAGUUUGAAGGAACCACCGACCCACUAGAACACAUAGAGAAAUUCCACGCCAUGGCAUAUUUGUAUGGCCCAACAGAUGUCGUAAUGUGCAAAAUGUUCUGCACCACUCUCUCCAAGCGGGCCAUGAAUUGGUUCAACUGUCUACCUACAAGAUCGAUCAACAUCUUCGCUCGAUUGUCGCAACGAUUCACCAACCAAUUCGCCAUCAACAAACAAUAUGCCAAGACCCCAGCACACCUUUUCUCUCUAGUACAGAGAAACAAUGAAACGCUCUGCAACUACAUCAAGCGUUUUGUGGAAGGCGUCCACAAAGUCCUAAGCACAGGACAAGACAUGCUCUCCGGGAUCAUGCAACAAAACUUGAAGUCGGAGGAAGCUUCUACCCAUGCUCCUCCCAAGAAGAAGAGGGAAGAUGAUCGACAAGACGUUAUGAGACGGGAUAAUCGACGUCCACCAUCCCCACCUCAAGGCCAAUCGUCAUCCUCCUACAAUCGAUUCACUCCGUUAAACACUCGACUCACUGAAAUCCUUCAUGUGAUAGAACAAAGAGGUCUAGCAAAACCUCCACGCCCAAUGCAGCCCAAUGCGAAACGAGAAAAAUCGGAUCACUACUGUCGAUUCCAUAAGGACACAGGACAUACUACCGAGGAAUGUGCACAUCUAAAAUUAGCAAUUGAGAAGGUUAACAAGCAGGGUCACUUAGGCGAAUACAUCGACAAGCCUUGA